Messenger RNA from Aspergillus costaricaensis CBS 115574, 1101 nucleotides. RefSeq lists its product as uncharacterized. Bases 1 to 1101 code for a protein of 366 amino acids. NCBI's taxonomy places the organism in Eukaryota, Fungi, Ascomycota, Eurotiomycetes, Eurotiales, Aspergillaceae. The transcript has 2 exons. The record is from RefSeq and is a predicted model, not a curated record.
AUGAAGUCUUCCCUGCUCAAGAAGAGGAAGCUUUCAAUGCAAGCUAAUCCUCCCGAACAAGAGAAAGAGAACUCUGAAAAAUCCUCCGCAAAGAAACUCGGAAAGGUCGAAAGCUUCCAUUUACCCAGUAGUCCAGAGGAAUGGCAGGACCUUGUGGAGAACGCGAAAUUGGAAGCGUUAACCAUCAAGACCUUGCCGACUGAGAUGUUCGGCUCAGCUUCCCAAGCGUCUGAUAAACAAUAUCUGAUGCUACGCUGUUAUUCGCCUAAAAUCGUACACCCCACUCACUUCAGCAAUCACAUGAGCAAGUUCGGAUUCUGUAAGAACAUGUUGAGGGAUGCAACAAGCCUACUUGAUCAAUCCCGAGACUGGGCUGGAUACAUUCGGACUCUUCAAGAACACAUCUCUAUCCGGGAAUUGAGGGAAUCACAUGCUCACCUUUGGCCGGGAUCAUUCAUGGCUGCUAAGCGGCUGCAAGAGCAGACAGCCACGGUACAGGGAACGCACGAUCUAUACAGUCACGCCAACAAUCAGAAGUCCGAAAAGUGCCGAGAUGCGGAGGAUGAAGCAACGCCAAAUGCGGCGCUUAUUGUUCUGCUUCAGGAAAUCACGCACAUAGUAGAACGAACAGACUUUGAGUGGGUGCUAAACAGAGCUGGAUUUCUUGCCGAUUUUGGCGAUGGGCGACGAUAUCGCGCCUUCACAGAUGGAGUGCUGCGUUCUACAAGUGAUUUUAAAGUCUUCUCCAUCACUGAAGUCAAGAAGGCUCUUCGGUCGCACCAUGUCAUUAUUCAAGAAGCUUGCGAAAUAGCAGCCUUGAUGAUGACGUCUCCGGAAUCAGCGGUUUUCGAAGACCACUUUUUGCUUAUAUCUCAAGACCGGCACCAAAUUUUCUUGACCUUUGCUAAAUAUGAAAAGGAGCUUGAGAAUUAUUACAGGAAUAAUGAAGCCUGUGAUAAGUUUCUCAUUCUGGAAACAUUUGGCCCAUAUGAUGCUGAAGAUCCCGGUUGCGUUGUCGAAAUUGCAAAAGUCAUCAUUGCUGCAAUCUGGAUUGUAAAAAGAAGCCUUUCGAGUGGGGCGGUUUUACAGAAUCAGACAUGA